UGUAAUCAUUCGGCAAUGUCUCUAAUGAGAUGGGUCAAGUUUUUACUGUUGUUAUGCAUUAUAAACCUUGCUCAAUCCCAAAGAAGUCACUUUUUAAUCAAAGGAGAUCCUGAGAAUCACGAAUUGCAGCGGUUUAUUGAGGAUAACCGACUCAUCUAUCAUUUUUGCGUCUUAUAUGUUGAGCAUCAGCCACAAUUUAUUCUUGAAAAGAAGAUCCCAACUUCCACCUUUCAGUUAAGACCAUUUAAGGCCAUCGAACUUCCGGAUGAUGAUGAAUACAUUUUGGCGGCAAAAGAUCGUGCAGAGAAACUGCGCAAAGUACUGAACUUCAACGAUCCGAACAGUCGUGAUAUGUGGCAAUUGCUCAAUGAUGGUGAUCCAAAUACAGGCAGGAAUGCUGGAAUCGAUCUCAAUGUCUACCCAGUUUACAUGGCCAACAUCACUGGCAAGGGCGUUGUAGGCAUUAUCGUGGAUGAUGCCCUUGACACCACCCACGAGGACCUUUGUCCCAACAUCCAGCUGAAUCUCACUGCUGAUUUGGUAAACGUAACACGAAAAGAUGCCCGUGGAACAGACGAAAAGAUGAAGAAGAUUGAUGAUCACGGUACAGAAGUGGCUGGCCUUUUCGCCGCAGUAGCAAACAAUUCUAGGUGCGCCUUUGGUGUGGCCUACAAUGCCACUUUGGGGGGGGUUCGUUUAUUGGGAAACAAAGUUACGGAUUUCAUGGUCGGAGAGGCUCUGACACUCUUCGCAGACGUGGCCAACAUCUACAUCUCCUCCUGGGGUCCAACUGAUGACGGCAGGACAAUGCGCUCUCCUGGGACGUAUAUGAGCAUCGCACUGAGGUCAACUGGUACUAAGGGCAACCACGGACGCGGCUCGGUGUUCGUCUUUCCCGCAGGUAAUGGUGGUGCCGUAGGUGACAACUGUGGCGCUGAUGGUUUUGUCAAUCACCCCAGUGUGAUUGCUGUUAGUGCGUUGGGUGAAAAUGGUUUGCCACCGGUCUACAGCGAGGCUUGUUCCGCCAUUGCCGUUGCCGUGCCAGUUGGAGGCGCUCAGGACAGGCUGACUUUUAAGCAUCAACUCAACACCCGACAACGUUUCGUGCCUACCACGAAGAUCAACAACAUGUGCACCGGUCGUUUCGUCGGGACCUCCGCCUCGAACCCCAUAGCUGCGGGUGUAAUAGCUCUUGCCAUGGAGGCAAAUCCAAACCUCACCCCACGGGACGUGAAUGCACUGCUGGCUUUGAGUGGUCGGAUUCCUUCGCCCAGUGCCUUGGAUUUCGGUAUCAACGGUGGUGGAUUGUUGGUGAGUCACAUUUACGGAAGCGGUCUUUUAAACGCCGUCCGGAUGGUCAAGUUGGCAAGGCAUUGGAAACCCUUGGGACGACAGCAGUUUUGUGUUUCGCAUCAAGGAGAUUGGGGAAGGGGGAAAGGAGGGUUAGCAGAGCGUAGUUCUACUUCUAAAUUUAAGCGGACCCUCUUCACUGGUCGAAGUACAGAAUUCACUUUCUACUUUGAACCUGACACUUGUGGAGUGGAGGUGGUGGAAAUGGUCAGAGUGGCGAUGCGGUGGACGUCGGUGCAUCGUGGAUCCAUUGAAGUCUUCCUUGCCUCACCCAGUGGCCAAGUGGCCAAUCUACUGGUGGCACGAUCCCGCGAUCACUACAACGGACAUAGUCAGAUGGUGUGGAAGAGUCUGAUUCACACUGGCGAGGGCUGCUAUGGCAAGUGGAUUGUCACGGUCAGAGACACUGGUCGGCGGGUGAAACCAUCACGAUUGUCUAGGGGAAAACCUAGUGGAUCAGUGCAAUUCAUUGCUGUUGAAUUGCUUGGAACCAGUCGAAACGAAAGCGCCUUCGACCAGAAUAAAGAAGAAAUACUUAAGAACUGGCACCACAUCCAAAUGGUUGCUCAUGACAACGAUCGUGCAGUUAGAUUGGAUCGUCGACAAAUUGCAAAUCUCUACAACUGGAGUCGCUGGCGUGUGUUGAAUGAAGAUAUGAAUGACUGA
Molecule: messenger RNA, 2016 nt
Organism: Hydatigera taeniaeformis
Lineage: Eukaryota; Metazoa; Platyhelminthes; Cestoda; Cyclophyllidea; Taeniidae
Source: the annotation of a GenBank genome assembly